This is a messenger RNA of Funneliformis caledonium, 345 nucleotides long. The record is from the annotation of a GenBank genome assembly. NCBI's taxonomy places the organism in Eukaryota, Fungi, Glomeromycota, Glomeromycetes, Glomerales, Glomeraceae.
AUGACACUAUCAGAAAUGUAUAUCAACUUCAGAAAUUCUACACAACUUCCACACCUUUCACACCUUUCACAUCUUUUUCACCUUCCUCACCUUCCUCAACUUCCCCACUUUUCCCUCUCCAAAGAAAUGAAGUCACAAAUAACAUUUGUAUUAUUGUCAGCAACGAUUGCAUUCAUCGUUGCAUUUUCGCUUGACUUAAUGUUAUCAAGUCUAUUUGAUAUGAAUCGUAGGAAAAAAAAACAUGUCCCUCUUCCCUCAAAAAUCUCGGCUUCUAUUUCUACAAAAAAAUUAUCUAGCUGUCAACCUCCGCAAAAGCCUGUAAAUUUAGACGCUUUCAAAGGAUAG